AGCGUUCGUUUUUUUGGAAUCAAUCACCGAAAGAGAUCUUUCAACUGAAGCACCUGCGAUUCAUCUUCUUCUCUGCCCGUCGUUUCAACGUGAGGAGAAAAAAGAAUGGCGUUUGCAAAAAUGAUGUUUCUUUUCGGAAAAUUUCAGCAGGGUGUUGGUGUUCUAGCAAAGAGUACCACUUUUGCUAAGAAUCCAAGGCAACUGCAAUUUGAAGCCGACAUUAACAAAUUGUUUAUGUUUACAAGCUAUAAUCGUUUGGGACGAGAUGCUGAGGAGGCUGAUGCUGAAGAGAUUAUUGAGAUGGCUGGUAAAGCCACUUUCUCUGAGCAACAGAAGCAAGUUCAGGAGAACAUUCACUACCAACUCCAAAAUUUUUGUUCUUCAAUGAACGAGAUUCUUCUUACCAAUAUUGACAAAACAAAGGAUCUAAAUGAGCCAGGAUCAGAAUCGAGAAGGGACAACAUUGUCCCAGCUGCAGACAAGCCCAUUGUUCCUGAGACUAAACCGCUGAAACUCGAUGAAGUCUCACAUCGAUUAAAGGAUCGAGUUGGGUACACCCUUGAGAUCAAACCAUCGUUAAUACCUCACAAAGACGCGGGUCAAGGUUGUUUUAUAGAAGGUGAAGCAGAUGUGGGAGCUGUCCUAGCCUUUUACCCUGGUGUGAUUUACUCUCCUGCAUUCCACAGAUACAUUCCCGGGUAUCCAAAUGUUGAUGCACAGAACUCAUAUCUGAUCACUGGGUAUGAUGGGACGGUAAUAAACGCUCAACCUUGGGGUCGUGGAGGAAUAUCUCGGGAAGUAUGGAACGGCUCCUUUACAACGCCUGAGAUCAGAACAGAAGCUACAACCACGGAAAACAGUUCAGAUAAGGUAUGGAAGAUGCUGAGUAGGCCGCUUGAAGGUUCAGGUGGUGUAGAAGCGGUUAUUGAAAUGAGAAACCCGUUAGCGUUUGGUCAUUUCAUCAACCACCCUGGUAAAGAAAUGGAAUCUAAUGUCAUGAUUUGCCCUUACGACUUCCUGUUGUCAGAGACAGAGAUGCGAGCUUACAUUCCGAAUGUAGCUUUCGGGAACACAGGAGAUGUAAAGAUGGGGAGAUUUGAAAGCUUCUUGUCUAGGACAGGAAGUAAUAGCAGUUUGGAUGCUCAUGUGCUGAAGACAAUUGUUCUCGUGGCUACAAAAGCGUUGUGCAAUGAGGAACUGAUGCUGAAUUACAGGCUGAGCAAUUCCGAGAAAAGACUCGAGUGGUAUAUUCCACUUGAUGAAUAAGAAGAUCGGAGGAAAUGAAGCUGAAGUCUCUGGAUUUUAUUUUGUCUCUCUAAUUUCUUGUGUACUAGUUUCAUCGUGGGACAGAAAAAAAGGGGUACAAUUGCAAGAUGAAUUUAAUCUAAAUACAACAAAACAAUCAAUAAAC
Messenger RNA from Arabidopsis thaliana (thale cress), 1411 nucleotides. RefSeq names its product C5orf35. The transcript is spliced from 4 exons. The record is from RefSeq and is marked reviewed. Bases 106 to 1266 code for a protein of 386 amino acids. NCBI's taxonomy places the organism in Eukaryota, Viridiplantae, Streptophyta, Magnoliopsida, Brassicales, Brassicaceae.